GGCGCCUUCGCCGUCCCGGUCGGCCCCCGCGUUGGGGGGGGGCCGCGGCCGGGUUGACAACGACUUCUACAUCGUGGGGAACGACUCGAGCCGCGGGGGCCGCAGACCCUUCGGUGCCCUGGCGGACUUCCGCAUCUACGCGCGCACGCUGCCGGACCCCGACGCCGAGAUCCAGGCCAUGCGGGCCGCGCGGGACCCCAACCGCCUGCCCGAGCCCAGCGCCGUCGUCCCGGACAGGACGAUCGCGCGCCGCCUCGCCGCCCUCGACGCCGCGGCCGUGCUGGCCCUCGGCCUCGACGUGCCAGACACCGCCGCGGAGUGCCUGCGCGCGCUGGGGAACCUGGCGUCGCUGCAGUCGCAGAGGGCGAGGAUCUACCAGCUGUGCGGUCGGAGGCUGCUGCAAAUGUUGGACUCUCCAUACAGCAUGUUGCAGCGGCAAGCCGCGCGGGUCCUGAACGCCCUGUCCUGAGGGGGCGCGCCCGGGGCCGCCCGCCAGUCCGGCGGCACGACGGCGGUCGCAAGAAUCACAAUGUGCGCGGCAGGGAAGGAGGG
Prorocentrum cordatum is the source of this 552-nucleotide messenger RNA. Lineage: Eukaryota; Dinophyceae; Prorocentrales; Prorocentraceae. The record is from the annotation of a GenBank genome assembly.